This is a messenger RNA of Tetrapisispora phaffii CBS 4417, 1020 nucleotides long. RefSeq names its product GDP-mannose transporter (gene VRG4). The transcript has a single exon. Gene Ontology annotation, cellular component: Golgi apparatus. Bases 1 to 1020 code for a protein of 339 amino acids. The record is from RefSeq and is a predicted model, not a curated record. Lineage: Eukaryota; Fungi; Ascomycota; Saccharomycetes; Saccharomycetales; Saccharomycetaceae. Gene Ontology annotation, molecular function: antiporter activity; GDP-mannose transmembrane transporter activity.
AUGUCUGAUUUGAAAUUACAAGAGAGUGCUGGCUACUUCAGUAACAUUGUCAACAAUGGCCCAGUUUCCAUUUUCUCAUACUGUUUGUCAUCCAUUUUAAUGACUGUCACUAACAAGUUUGUUGUUAAUGGUGCUAACUUCAAUAUGAAUUUCGUAAUGUUAUUUGUUCAAAGUGCCGUUUGUACUUUGCUGUUGAUUGUUUUGAAAACCUUGGGCUACGCCAAGUUUAGAGCAUUUAACAAAACUGAUGCUAAAAAUUGGUUACCUAUCUCUUUCCUGUUGGUUUUGAUGAUCUAUACUUCUUCUAAGGCUUUGCAAUUCUUAGCUAUUCCAAUUUAUACCAUCUUCAAGAAUUUAACUAUUAUUUUAAUCGCUUACGGUGAAGUGUUGUUCUUUGGUGGUAAUGUCUCGUCAAUGGAAUUAUCCGCUUUCUUAUUGAUGGUCUUCUCUUCCGUCGUUGCUGCCUGGGGUGAUUCUCAAGCCGUUGCUGUUAAGAACGCUGCUUUGGUUGCCGAAGAUGUCACUGUCGGUAGUGCGGAUUUGAUUUCUACUUUCAACAUUGGUUACGUAUGGAUGUUAACUAACUGUCUAUCAUCUGCUGCUUUUGUUUUGAUCAUGAGAAAGAGAAUCAAGUUAACUAACUUCAAGGAUUUUGACACCAUGUUCUACAACAACGUCUUAGCUCUACCAAUUUUAAUUAUUUUCUCUUUUAUCGUUGAAGACUGGUCUUCUGAAAACUUGGCACAAAACUUUUCAAGCGACACUGCCACUGCGAUGAUUAUCUCCGGUAUGGCUUCUGUUGGUAUUUCCUACUGUUCAGGUUGGUGUGUCAGAGUCACUUCUUCUACCACUUACUCAAUGGUCGGCGCUCUAAACAAAUUGCCAAUUGCUCUAUCUGGUUUAGUCUUCUUUGAUGCCCCAAAGAACUUCUUAUCCAUUUCAUCAAUCUUUAUUGGCUUCUUAUCAGGUCUUGUUUAUGCUGUUGCCAAACAAAAGAAAUCCCAAUCUCCAUCUAAAUAA